UUAACAAUAGAGGUCUGAGGAAGAAAGAGAUUUUGAAGCAAUUUUCUUUCUGUCCCAUCCUCUGUUACCCUCCCCCAGCUCAGAACCUCUCAGCAGAGCCCUGGGCUCUUACAGAGCUUUAUCGGCGGAUCUCUUCCCUUAGCAUCAUGUCACUGCCAGACACGGCAGACUUCAGAGCCCGCCGGCACCCCAGUGCAAUUCCUCCCUUCCCCCGGUAGCAAGUGACGCCGCAGCGGAGCCUCUGUCGGGAGGAAAAGUCCCGUUUGACACAAUUCUGCACAGUCCCACUUCGCAGCGCCGUGAGGCAAGGGCAGAGGAGAGCAGGCAAAAGGAAUGCCUGGAAGGCUAAAGCAGCAAGCUCAGCUGAACGCUGGCUAUCCGGCACGCCGCUAACUGGAAUUAAGAAAGUCCACCAAUGCUUCCCAGCACCGGGAUUUCAGCAGUGAGGAGGAUCCCGGGGGAGAAACCAGCGACGGUGAGCCCAGCGGGAUGCCAAAGCAGCAGCUGCCUCUCUCCACAGAUCCCGUUUAACCCCGGAUUCGCGUGCAUCCCACUUCGGAAAAGCACCUGGAAGCCCACCGUGCCUGCCCCUUGACGGAGAGCGAGCGGCGCCCACCGAAGCCCCGCUGCCCCCAGAGCGUUCCCAUGCGUACCCUGCGGCCCCGGAGCCCCCACGCCGCAGGACCGAGGUACCCGCAUCGGUUUUCCUUCCUAGCCGGGGAUGAAUGCUGUAACUAGGAGCCACGGAGAUUUAAAAGAAGCUCCCUAAGCCGUGCAAGGGAAUUAAUUUGCUUUUACUCGUAGACAAAAUGUGGCUCGCUGUCAGCCUUUUACGAGCAGCAGCGUUAUUCCCUUCCUAUGCCAAAGAGUGACCGUGUGUGCUCUCCUUCUUUACUUCUGCCGUGGAGGAAAUUUAAGCAAGAACAUGUAUAGUGAAUUGCUAAAUUCAACCAGUGCCACCGAAGCUCACCUCAUCAUUCAGACCAACACGCCCUACCUAAGCAGCACCCAGAGACCCGUGAGCUCCUCGGCGCUGUACAUGUCGACAGCCAGGGUGUUAAAAGAAGGGGAAAUAAAUAAGCCCGACCUGGUGACUUACAUCAUUCUGUUUUUCUUUCUGCUCUUGACUGUGACGCUCAUUGUGCUCUUCAUAAACUGCCAGCUGAAAAAUUCUUUUUUUGCUACUCUUCCUUACGACAGAUCCCUCCGAGAAGCAAGGAGCCCGUGGAGGACACAAGCUGUCUGACAUGAGAGAGAAACAAUGUCUUACCACAGUAGCGGGAACCAGAAACCCUGUGCAAUAAGACAUUUAUUUUUUUUUCUCCAUAUGUCAGUGAGUGGAUUCAACCCUCUUUAAAAUAAUAGGCUGCAUCACAGGAAAAGAUUGCUGAAAAAAUAUGCCGUAUGCAAAUCAGAAUAGCUGUAAAUAAAAAGCUGUACUGUGAACUAAAGAGAUGAUGCUUUAGCAAAUUUAUACGGUUUCAUGAAAAAAAAAAAAAAUGCCCCUUGAUUCCAGUUUAAGCUCUAUAUGUAUGCAAAUGUCAUCAUCGCCCCAUUCAGUGCCCAUACAAGGAUAUUUGCAUUAACAACAAUCCCUGAUUUGUGCAUCUGGUGGAGCUUGUUACCCACGUUUAUGAAGCCAUAGCACUGAAUGUAAAACACGGUGUAUUUACCUAACGGCUCCACACCGAGCAUGAGAGUUUACUUUCCAGACCUGUUUCUCUCAACUGCUGCUGAAAACGCUCGGUAAUGUAACGGGAGUCACGCCUGGCAGCGGGAGAAAGCUGAAAAGGUUUAUUGAGGUUUGUGAUCGUGAUUCUGUUGAGGGUGGUUUUUCUGAUGUUUUACUGCAUCUUCAAGGAGGUUUUAAGUUACUACCAGUUAUGUGAACCACUAAAUAAAUAUCUAGGUAACUUGUUUUCAACUUUCUUAAGCUACAAAGGAAAUUAUUCACCAUGGCACGAAACCAAAAAAUAAAAAAAUCAGGAUGGAGAGAAGGAAGGAGAGAAAAUAAACAUCAUUAAUCGUAUGUAAACUAAUGAAAGGAGAGAACAGAGCGCUCUGAGUUCAGUACAAAAAGCAGAUAACUUCUGAAACCACAGAGCAGUUUUAUAGGAGCAGUUGCUUUCAUGCACGGUAUCUCCACUCCUUGCUCUUUUUAAAAGUCUAGAACAAUUAGAAUCAUGCGUUAUCAGUAGGGCAACAGCAUGAUCGAUUCAACAUUCAUUACUGGUAACACACUGUUUUAGAUUAAUCAGCAAUCUGGUUUUGUAUUAAAAGCUCUACUUCCGCUUCACCCUGUUAGCAGACAUGAUAUUUUAUAGAUGACAAUUUUAAUGAACUUGCACUUACAGUGCCAUAAUUCUAGAUUAUACAGCACAAAUCCCAGAACAGUAUUCAUGUUUUCCACACAGUGGGCAAAGGGCUUUUUAAAAAGACAAAAUAAAAUAAAACCACAGUGUCUCAACAUACGGCUGAAUUGCAGAUAGCCAGAAACUCUCUUAAAACAAUUUUCUACUCCGUUUUUUUCUAGUGAAUCACUUAUCAAAAGAAAGGAGUUCAGGCAGUGUUAGAAGCUGUGCCCCUAAAUGCAUUGUUAACAUGCAGAAUACAGCAGAAGUGCUGUGUGUAUAUAUGUACAUAAUGUAUGUAAUCCGAAUGAGACUGUACAGUGCAAUUAUACAUACAUGCAGGCUUCACUCAAAUACAAAAUGUGGAUACCUGGGAGUCUGCUUGUAAACUCUUUUACACGGAAAGAAAUUGCACAGUUGGUAUACUUACAUGUCAUUGUCUUGGUUACCAUGUUUUACGAUGCUCAAAAAAGUUAGUCUACUAGACAGCAGGCUUAAAUAUUUUAUUCCUUGACAGGUGGCUGAUUUUUAUCUCAUCUGAACCAAACUUAACUGGUGUAAUUCCAAAUAAUUACUCUAAUGUUGAAAGAGAGAAUAAAUUUGAGUGUGCUUAUCUCAGCCCAUUUUGAAUAAAUUGAGUUUUUAUCAAA
Messenger RNA from Oxyura jamaicensis (ruddy duck), 3001 nucleotides. RefSeq names its product small integral membrane protein 32 (gene SMIM32). The transcript has 2 exons. Bases 926 to 1246 code for a protein of 106 amino acids. Lineage: Eukaryota; Metazoa; Chordata; Aves; Anseriformes; Anatidae. The record is from RefSeq and is a predicted model, not a curated record.